Lodderomyces orthopsilosis Co 90-125 is the source of this 1536-nucleotide messenger RNA. It is a transcript of the gene LAP3, whose product is annotated as bleomycin hydrolase. The transcript has a single exon. Gene Ontology annotation, molecular function: cysteine-type aminopeptidase activity. The record is from RefSeq and is a predicted model, not a curated record. Lineage: Eukaryota; Fungi; Ascomycota; Pichiomycetes; Serinales; Debaryomycetaceae. Gene Ontology annotation, biological process: response to toxic substance; L-homocysteine catabolic process; proteolysis. Gene Ontology annotation, cellular component: cytoplasm. Bases 1 to 1536 code for a protein of 511 amino acids.
AUGUCUUACUUGAAGAUUCUGUUACUUGGAGAUAAAUCACAAAAAAUGACUGCUACUACUAAAGAUCAAACUGAACACCAAAUUACCACAGAACCAUUUGACGAAGAGGUGGAUAGAUUUGCUGCUGUAUUCAAAGGUCUUGAACAAAUCAAUUUGGAUUCUGAUAAAGGUGAAAUCAAUCCAAUAUCUAAAACAAUUUUAGAGUCUUGGGAAAGUGAUUUUCAGGCUCUGACAAAAAACAUCUUGACUCAAAAUGCUUUGGCUAAUACUGCUGUUGAUAAGGUUAUUGCUAAUUCUGAUUCAAAGACAAGAUUGAAAGAUAGGUACUUGUUUAAUGUCACUGUCGAUACAAUUGGAUCUCCUUCUUUUGCCAAUAACCAAAAAUCAUCAGGUAGAUGUUGGAUUUUUGCUUCAUCAAAUGUAUUUAGAGCUCAUGUCAUUAAGAACUAUGAUUUGAAAAAUGAUGAGUUUCAACUUUCACAAAGUUACUUGUACUUUUAUGACAAGUUGGAAAAAGCAAAUUUCUUUUUGGAGAAUAUUGAAGAUACUUUUGAUGAAGAAUUGGACUCCAGAUUGAUCCAAUUCUUGUUACGCGAUCCAGUUGGAGAUGGUGGACAAUGGGAUAUGAUUGUGAAUUUGGUGAACAAAUACGGUUUAGUUCCUCAUGAGGUAUUUCCUGACAACAGUCAAUCCACCAGCUCUUCAAAAUUGAAUUAUAUUGUUACUGAAAAGCUUAGAGAAUUUGCUUUGAAAAUCAGAGAAUUAAAAUCAUCAAAAGCUUCUGAUAAUGUACUUCGCCAGUUUAAAUUGAGGGCUAUGAAGACAAUUUACAAGACAUUGUCCUUGACUAUUGGAUCACCACCAAAGCCAACUGAUGAUUUUGUAUGGGAAUUCUUGGACAAGGAUGGAAAAUACAAACAUUUUAAAACAAAUGCAUUGGAUUUCUACAAAACACAUGUCAAGUAUGAUGCUGAAGCUCAUUUCUCAUUGAUUCAUGACCCAAGAAACGACUAUGAUAAAUUGUACACCGUUGAUAGGUUGAAUAAUAUUUAUGGUGGUAAACCAAUUGAAUAUGUUAAUACUGAAAUUGACGAAAUUAAGAAUGUUGCUAUUAAGAUGUUGAAAGACAAUGAACCAAUUUUCUUUGGUUGUGAUGUUGGGAAAUUUGGUGAUAGAACUACUGGUGUUUUGGAUAAUACUGGUUAUGAUUACACCACAGCUUUUGAUUUUGAUUUGGAAUUAUCUAAGGCUAAUAGAUUGAAAACAGGUAGUUCUUUGAUGACGCACGCCAUGGUGAUCACUGCUGUUCAUAUUGAUCCAUCUACUGAUAAGCCUGUGAGAUGGAAGAUUGAAAAUUCUUGGGGAGAUGAAACUGGUAAGAAAGGUUGGUAUAUGAUGACGGAUGAAUGGUUUAGUGAAUUUGUUUAUCAAAUUGUCACCACAAAGAAAUAUGUCAGUAAAAAGACAUAUGAUAUUUGGAAGAACAAAGAGUUCAACACUUUGCCAUAUUAUGAUCCAAUGGGAUCCUUAGCUUAA